AUGAUGGAACCGCCACCUUGUUCGAAAAAGAGCCUGUCUCUUUCGUUGCCGGUUCCCCGGGAGGGACAGGCGACCCUAAAGCCUCCGCAGCAUCUUUGGAGACAGCCACGGACCCCCAUCAAAAUCAAACACCGCGGUUACUCUGACACCGACCGGCAUCACCACCGGCAGAUAGAGCGCUCAAAUGCCAUGGACACGAGUGACCGGCCGGGGCUCAAGAAGUCCCGCAUGUCCUGGCCAUCGUCCUUCCACGGCACCACCAGCGCAUCCAUAAGCAACUGUGCUGGAAAUAAGCGCUAUGAUGGGGAGAAUGGGCCCUCUCCUGGCCGAAGCCCUAUGGAUUCGCAGGCGAGUCCUGGGCUGGUGCUUCAUCCCUCUUUCCCUCAGAGUCAAAGGAGGGAAUCCUUCCUUUAUCGAUCCGACUCUGACUUCGACAUGUCCCCCAACACCAUGUCACGAAACUCCUCCAUCAACAGCGAGGGUCAUGCUGAAGACCACAUAGUCACCCCUUUUGCUCAGGUGUUGGCUAGCCUACGAACUGUCAGAAGCAACUUCACCAUUCUCGCCAAUGUCACGAGUCCUGCCAACAAGAGAUCGCCAGUGACCAGCCAACCCACUGUUACCCCGGCAACACUCUCAGAGGAAACAUACCAGCAGAUGGCCCACGAGACUCUGGAGGAACUCGACUGGUGUUUGGACCAGCUGGAGACCAUUCAGACCCACCGCUCUGUUAGCGAGAUGGCCUCUAACAAGUUCAAGAGGAUGUUAAACAGGGAACUGUCUCAUCUGUCUGAGAUGAGUCGCUCUGGGAAUCAGGUGUCCGAAUACAUCUCGACUACCUUCUUAGACAAGCAGAAUGAUGUUGAGAUUCCUUCUCCUACUCUCCGGGAGCGAGAGAAACCGAUGUCUCACAUCAGCGGUGUCAAGAAGCUUACUCAUAGCUCAAGCCUCACUUGUGCAGCUCUGCCCCGCUUCGGGGUCAAAACCGAGCAGGAGGAUGCACUGGCAAGGGAGCUGGAUGACUUAGACAAGUGGGGACUUAAUAUCUUCCAUGUGGCUGAGUACUCCAAUAACAGACCUUUAAGUUGCAUCAUGUUUGCUACCUUUCAGGAAAGAGAUCUGUUGAAAACAUUUCGGAUUCCAGUGGACACGUUUAUCACCUAUGUGAUGACACUGGAAGACCACUACCAUGCCAACGUGGCCUAUCACAACAGCCUGCAUGCUGCUGAUGUCACACAGUCAACACAUGUGCUGCUCUCCACACCAGCACUGGACGCGGUUUUCACUGAUCUUGAAAUCCUGGCUGCAUUGUUUGCUGCUGCCAUUCAUGAUGUAGACCACCCUGGAGUUUCCAACCAGUUCCUCAUCAAUACCAACUCUGAACUGGCAUUAAUGUACAAUGAUGAGUCUGUAUUGGAGAACCACCACCUGGCUGUAGGUUUCAAGCUUUUGCAUGAGGAGAACUGUGACAUCUUUCAGAACCUUCCCAAACGACAACGGCAGAGUCUGCGCAAACUGGUCAUUGACAUGGUUCUGGCGACAGACAUGUCAAAGCAUAUGAGCUUGCUGGCAGAUCUAAAGACAAUGGUGGAGACCAAGAAAGUGACCAGCUCAGGAGUGUUGAUGUUGGACCAUUAUAAUGACCGGAUACAGGUCCUAAGGAACAUGGUGCACUGUGCUGACCUUAGUAACCCAACCAAGCCCCUGGCAGUGUACAGGCAGUGGACUGAGCGCAUUAUGGAGGAGUUCUUCCGGCAGGGUGAUAAAGAACGAGAGCGUGGGAUGGAAAUCAGCCCCAUGUGUGACAAACACACUGCAUCCGUGGAAAAGAGUCAGGUGGGCUUUAUCGAUUAUAUUGUGCAUCCCCUGUGGGAAACCUGGGGGGACCUGGUACACCCUGAUGCUCAGGAAAUUUUGGACACCCUCGAGGACAACCGAGACUGGUACCAAAGCACUAUUCCCCAGAGCCCUUCGCCACCACCUGACGGCCCAAAUAACGAGAUUGAAUCCUGUAUGAACAAGUUCCAGUUUGAGCUCACCCUGGAGGGGGAGACGGGACAGGAUGAUGACUCUCCUAGUCACAACCACAUAGGUAACAAUGGUCAAGAGGAACUGGAGGAAAAGAAAGAGGAGGAGGCAGAGGAAGUUGAGGAGGAAGAAAAAAUGGAGGACGAGGAGGAAGGGACAGAGGUAGUGGUAGAGAUGUCAGGACGGAGACGACUGCAGGUUCAGUCAGUGGUUGAGGAGGAGGACGAGAGACAGUCAGAUGAGAGUCCUGUGGAAGAGGUGGACGAGGAGGAGAAGUCGUCCUCUCCUACUGAUGACACGUAAUAUUUGAGACUAAAGGAACCAAUGUCUGGCCCAGAGGGCUAAGUAGGGGACAUUCUUCAAAAACUCUUUCCCUACUCUCUACCAUUCACAUAGGACUCUUCUGUUUCUGAUAGAUAACCAAUUCAAUAAGACAUUUAAUUUUAUUUUUCAAAAAGGGAACAAAAUAAUAUUGAUAUCAGAGAAGUAUUUAACACAGCAACUGUAGAUUUCACGUGUGUGCUGGAGUUCUCCCAGCUGAAGGUGAGAUUUUAUGGAGAAAUUGAAUUAUGGUGGUGUUUGUAAUGGGCUGUUAAGUCAGUGUAGCACUCUGGAUUUUCCACAUACAUACACACACACACACACACACACACACACACACACACACACACACACACACACACAUCAAUCAAUGGGUAUACACAUUUGCAGUCACACUUGAAUUUUAACCUAAAAUAAUGAUACCACACACUCCAUGCAAACACACAGUUGUGUGUCUGUGUAUGUGUUCAGGGGGCUUGGAUCUGAAAGGACUCUCUUUGGAAAAAGCCAUCUCAAAAAAUGGAGUAUCAUCAUCAAUAAUCUGUUUUUAAAGAAUUCAAACAGGGACUAAAAUCCUCAGAUACUUUGUUCAGUUUCUGUCAUAAAGAGAACACAGUAAUACCUGCAGAGAGAAACACAAGAUUAGCCUGCUGUCCAGAAGACUAUGGAGGAAUGAGGAUGUCUGAGCAAAGGAGGAAACACCGAUGGCAUGAUUUGUUUGUGGGUCCCACCCCCUUUUUCCCUUUACCCAGGAGUGCUACCAGGGCGAGAUGGCCGUGUGCCUUUCUGUACCACCAGCUUCAACUCUGGAGCUGUUGUGAAGCAAUGCAUCUUGGGACAGGAGUGUCUGCUUUUGUCUUCAUUUUUGAUUGUCUCUUUUUAAGCAAUCUUAUCUCCAUCUACUAUGCUUUGUGUGGGCAUAGAGUGUCUUUUGCAUUGUCUUUGUGAUAAUUCCUUCUCUUAUCUGUAAGUCUUCCUCGGUUGCUUUCAAGCUGGCCGAGCAGUUAGGGCCUAGAUUAGGACUUAUCAACCUUAUUGCUCACAGACUGCCCUCAUUUUCCAUGUGAAUAAUUAAUGAUGAUAGUCACUUUUUGAGGAUAAGCCAUUGGAGACUUUGAAACAUAUGUUUUGCCUUCUUUUGUUUUUCUUUUGUUAUAUCCAUUCCUGCCAAAUUUGUAUAAGUGACAGAGUCUACUCAAUAGCACCACGCAUUCACACAGAUUCUCUCACAUUCACCCACUCACACUGGUAAUACAUUCUCUGUCUACACCACUGAAACACUUCAUUAUGUUUUGCCAAAGGAAUGAGUGCCUAAAUGGUCAGUUGGUGAAGUUUUGAUCAGGGGGCUAUACUGUAGGUGGAGCCUAAGACAAAGCAUAUCUAAGGGGCUGUUCAGACAAAACGUGUUCUUGCGCAAAAAAAAAAAACAAUUAAAAAGCAAGACACAGCGCAAGCAGGUGUCUAAUGAUGCAUUUUAAAAAUUGUAUGUUCUUUUUAAAGGAAUAUUCCGGGUUCAAGGCAAUUAAGCUCAAUCAACAGCAUUUGUGGCAUAAUGUUGAUUACCAAAUAAUUUUUGGAGGAAUUAAAGGCAAAAAUGGGAAGCUUAUAAUUAUAUAAAAGCACUCACAUUAAUUCCUCUGUUAAAACUUGUGUAUUAUUUGAACUGUAAAGUUGUUUAAAAUGGUAAAAAAAAAAAAAAAACGUUUUAAGGUUAUGGUGAUAUGCCGUCAUCAUGGUCUAAAGUUAUAUCCAAUUGUAAAAUUGGAUAUAACUUUAGAUAGAAAAGAUUAGAAUACAAUUUUAUCACUCUACAGUCAUGCUAACAUGCAUAUAGUUUACAUCAUGUUGCUAUACAUUUGAAACAGUGUAUAUUCUAACGUUUACAAAUUGGGCCCCAUUCACUACUAGUGUAAGUGCCUCACUGUAACCCAUAUUGCCUUUUUUUUUAAAGAAAAGGAGGGUCGAGUCACAUCAACAUUUUGCCACAAAUGUUGUCGAUUGAGCUUAACUUCGAUUGAACCCGGAAUAUUCCUUUCACUUGAUAUGGCAACACAAUAACAGCGCUCCUGCAUGAGAUGAUGAGAAAGAGUAAUACGCAGUUCAGCGGUAAAAGGAGUCCAUCUAUUGCAUAUCUACAUGAAAAAACAACAGGAAAACAGCACAGAUAGAUGCGAAAAAUGUUCGAUGUGAACUGCCCCUAAGAGAAGAAGAGGCUGAUAGAUUAUGGAGCUGAAGUGCAAGGAGUUACAUGCAGUCAUAUUGAGUUUGAUGAUUUUUGCCUUAAUGUCAACUGCAGGGUUUCUACCUGUCACAUUGUGGAAUAAUAAGAUGUUGGCAUUAUAUUCCAGAGUAUUUGUUUCAUGUCUAUAUGCCUUGCUAAAUGUCUGUGAAUACACCAUAUAGCAUCAUCUGCCCAGACAUAGCUGGAGGUAUAAAGUAGUAUUUUCUGCAUGGCAAAGCUAUACGAUUUAGUACAACACUCUAAAGAGCGAGCAAGCAGGUCAUACCAUUAAAUGAAACUUUUGCUCUAAUGUAUUUAAUGUCUGUCAUCUUUGUCUAGUUGUUUUUGUUUUGUUUUUGCACACGUCACGCAUGUAAUGAGAGGGAGAGUAAGUAUAAAAAUGAGAGAAUGAGUUCUCAGGUUGAUGUUAGAAUUGCAAUAUCGCUUCUCUCUCAAAUCUCAGAAUUUCAGUUUGAUUUUAGUUCAGUUGAAUGAACCAAUUGUUGCCAAUUGUUGCUACUGUAUAUUGUGAGGCAGCAUUUCCAAGAAUCCCUCUUGAAACAUAAUGACAAGCUAGUUUCUGCUGGUCAGUAGCUUAGCUUAAGUCUGUGCCUGUCAGAGCAGAAACAUGAGGUCAUACCGGUACAUACAGUAUGUAAUCACUGUCCUUGUCAGCGAUAGGAUUAAAGGAUGUCAUGAUAUGGCAUCCAAGUUUUACUUAGUGGACAACAAAAGGAAAGACCAAGGUUUCACGAUCGACUUGUGUGAACUGACGACAUUCCCAUUUACAUUUGCCUGUCUUACCUUAAAUGCUUUGUUGUGUGGCUUUUCGUUAAUGAUGUGAGCGCUAAGCUACAAAUAAUAUUUGCCAUUUUAACACGACACUGUAGCAAUUGUUUCUUAUUAAGAAAUUAUUCAAAUUAAUUCCUUGCUGCCAUUCUUUUUGGAUAUCAAAAGGAAAAACAAGUGUUUUCUUUGAACAGUUUGUGUACAGUUUUUAUUUUUGUAUCAUUCUGGUUUGAUGGUUUGAAAAUCAAAAAAACUACUAUGUAAUAUAAAUAGUAGGCUAUUCACUGCUUGUUUUGUAUAUACUGUAAUGUUGAAUUGUAAAUUUGAAAUCUCUCAGAAUCAAUCAUUGUCACAAUUAAUCAUUUUUACUUGUAAUGAAUUAUAGUUGAAUUCUGGAAUUUCAGAAGCACCCUCCACUUUCCCCUUUCGUUCUCCAUCUCCCUGUCACUCUUUGGGGGGAUUUCAGAAAAUCUCCCAUCACAUUUAUAUGUGUAUAUUUGAAUUGAAUUGGAAAAUAGACUAUUUAUUGGUUAUUUCUAAACUUUUCUUUACCAGCACUUUAUUUUUCCAUAGGUUGUGAGAUGGCCGAUAUGAGGGGGAAUGAUACUUACUGAUUUGUGCGUUAAAGGUAGUUGGAAAGCGUGGCACAGGGUGAAUGGCUUGGUCCAAAAUUCUUCAUUUUGGUCCUAAAUGCCAUUAUCUGCUUAAGCACUGAGCUACAUCAGCUCCUCUGUGUCAAUAAUCCACAUGGUAAUGGCUUUUCAUAGGGUUUAGAAAUACUUCUGUGAGGUUAAUAACCAAGUGACAGUCAGAACGUAGAUGUGGCUUAAUCAGAAAACAGUUUUUCCUUUGUACUUUGAAGUCAUGCCUCAUGAGACUCCCCAAUGAAAUUAUUCUCUGGGCUUUAAAUAAUAUGUUAUUUGUUCACAAGUUGUGGUAAUAUAAGUGGAAAAGAAAACACAGGAAAAUGAUUGUAAUAUUUGUACAUUAUAUUGCUGUAUGUGUAUAAUGUGUCCAAGUUAUUUUAUAUUAUAUUAUUUUUAUGAAAGGUUUUCCUCUUAGAGAACUGAGUUGUCAUUUUGUGAAUACAAUGCAUUUAAUAAGCAAACAGCUAUAUAUAAAAAAAACAAAUAUAUAUACCAGUAUAUUUUUUUUCUUUCACUGUUCAGUACUGUAAAGUGUG
Messenger RNA from Xyrauchen texanus (razorback sucker), 6542 nucleotides. Its product is annotated as cAMP-specific 3',5'-cyclic phosphodiesterase 4C-like. Bases 1 to 2331 code for a protein of 776 amino acids. Gene Ontology annotation, biological process: signal transduction. The transcript has 15 exons. The record is from RefSeq and is a predicted model, not a curated record. NCBI's taxonomy places the organism in Eukaryota, Metazoa, Chordata, Actinopteri, Cypriniformes, Catostomidae. Gene Ontology annotation, molecular function: 3',5'-cyclic-AMP phosphodiesterase activity. Gene Ontology annotation, cellular component: perinuclear region of cytoplasm; nucleus; cytosol.